Messenger RNA from Paramecium tetraurelia, 1284 nucleotides. RefSeq lists its product as uncharacterized. The transcript has 3 exons. NCBI's taxonomy places the organism in Eukaryota, Ciliophora, Oligohymenophorea, Peniculida, Parameciidae. Gene Ontology annotation, molecular function: methyltransferase cap1 activity. Gene Ontology annotation, biological process: 7-methylguanosine mRNA capping. The record is from RefSeq and is a predicted model, not a curated record.
AUGUCUAUGCGAAUUGUAUAAUCUACAAAGAAGAUUCUGGACAUGUCUCAUUCUAGUCAAACAGUCCUAAAUAGCCAAAGGCCUCAGAUGUCUUUGAUGCCAAAGGAAAAGCUUGUUAUAGGAUUAAAUUCAAAACAGGAGAAAAAAAUAAAUAAAAUUGUUAUCAAAUUGGAAGAUCAGAUAAACAAAUCUAUUGUUGAUUAAGUCCAUCUUGAGCAAAGUAAACUGUUACAGGAGGUUUAACAUACAAAAUAGGAUCUAUUGGAAACCAAAAUUUCAAUGGAGAUUACUCACACUCAUUUUGAACUCAAGGUGCCAAAGGUGAUUGUACAACCACAAAUACUUGAGAUUCCAAAAAUCGUUGUACCUUCUAAGAUAAAAAUUGAGGAAGAGGAUAAAUUAAUGACUUAUAAUUAAACCAAUUUGCUGAAGUAAUAAUUGAUUUAGAUUAAAAAAUGCAAUGAACCUAUUCAAUUACUGUUGCAAGAGAACAAUAAACGAAAAAAAUAUUACUCAAGAGCUUAAAGAGAGAAGGAAGAUGUUGUUCAUUGGGGUUAACGGAAAUUACUGAUAAGUGAGAUUUGGUUUUUGACAAAGUAUGGUUGUUUAUCUAGGAAUAUUAUCUAUGCAGGAGCAGCCCCGGGAUUUCACAUCUAAUUUCUAUCUGAUUUAUUUUAAAAUCACAAAUUUUAUUUAUUUGAUCCAAACGACUUUUAAGUUAAAUAGGGACCAAAGAUAACUAUAUACUAACGUUGCUUCACUAACGAAGAAGCCUAAAAAUUUAGGGAAUUGUUUUAGAAUGAUUAUCUAUUCAUUUCAGACAUUCGAACUGCCAAUUUUAAAUGCAUGACCCCAUUGGAAAAUGAGUAAGCAGUACUAGGAGACAAUCAAUUACAAAUGGAAUGGGUCAAAAUCCUCAAACCUUAAAAGGCCAUGUUGAAAUUCCGUUGUGCUUAUCCAACUGAAAUCAAUGAUCCAACUGAAUUCUUUGAAGGGGAAAUCUAUAUCCAAGCCUGGGCCCCAGCAUCAUCCACAGAAACCAGAUUGGUACCUUACGAUUAUGUCAAUACCAUACCCUACGACAAUGUCAAAUAUGAGGAGCAGAUGUUCUAUCAUAAUGAUGUUGUGAGAAAGAAGUAAAAGGGUUCGUUAAGUUGGGAUGACAGAGCAGAAACUGAAGUGUUAAUUGAGUAUUUACGCAAUUCAGGAAUCAAUGAAAAUCAAAUAAUUAAAUAAGUGAAUCUAAUCAAAGAUCUAAUAACAAAAAAGUUGAAUUAUUAAUGA